Molecule: messenger RNA, 3655 nt
Organism: Hypomesus transpacificus
Lineage: Eukaryota; Metazoa; Chordata; Actinopteri; Osmeriformes; Osmeridae
Gene: cherp
Product: calcium homeostasis endoplasmic reticulum protein
Exons: 17
Coding region: 615-3311 (898 amino acids)
Biological process (GO): intracellular calcium ion homeostasis; RNA processing
Cellular component (GO): perinuclear region of cytoplasm
Molecular function (GO): RNA binding
Source: RefSeq, a predicted model, not a curated record
UACUCCCUGUACACAUAUUUCACUCCAUCAUCUAGGAAAUACUUUAUUUUUGAGAACACCCAAUGAAUGAUCUACACACAGCCAAACCAUCAGUAUACUGACACAGGCACAUUUGUUGAUAUUUACUGGUUAAAGCUACAGUUACGGUUAGUAGAUGGCUAGAUGAGCAUCUGCAGUGUUUGCUAUUGUGAUAAGGGUAUUAAAGGGUUUAAAUUAGGACAGAACGUAUUAAGGGUGUGUUAAAGGUGGAAUAUUAGGUCAGAACAUAUUAGGGGUGUGUUAAAGGUGUAAUAUUAGGUCAGAACAUGUUAGGGGUGUAAUAAAGGUGUUAUUUGAGGUGAGUAUGUUAGGGGUGUAUUAAAGGUGUCAUUUGAGGUGGGUAUGUUAGGGGUGUAUUAAAGGUGUCAUUUGAGGUGAGUAUGUUAGGGGUGUAUUAAAGGUGUCAUUUGAGGUGGGUAUGUUAGGGGUGUAUUAAAGGUGUCAUUUGAGGUGGGUAUGUUAGGGGUGUAUUAAAGGUGUCAUUUGAGGUGGGUAUGUUAGGGGUGUAUUAAAGGUGUGCUUCUCUCCAUGUAGAUCCCUCUACCCUCGAUUGUGAAGAUUAUAAAGUGGAAGAUAUGUAUCAACCUCCUGGGAAGGAGGUCCUAGACGUCCCUCCACCAAUGGCCAUCCUGCCCCCGCCUCCCAUUCCACCUCCGGCCGCGCCCUCUAUCGAUGACCUCAUCCAGCAGAGCCAGUGGAACCUCCAGCAGCAGGAACAGCACUUGCUGACCCUUAGACAGGAGCAGGUGACGGCGGCCAUUGCCCUGGCCGUGGAGCAGCAGACCCAGAAGCUGCUGGUGGAGACGCAGCAGGACGUGACCGAGUUCGACAACCUGCUGCAGCCCAUCAUCGACACCUGCACCAAGGACGCCAUCUCGGCCGGCAAGAACUGGAUGUUCACCAACGCCAAGUCCCCCCCGCACUGCGAGCUCAUGUGCUCCCACCUCCGCAACCGCAUCACCGCCGACUCCGCCCACUUCGAGCUGCGCCUGCACCUGAUCUACCUGACCAACGACGUCCUCCACCACUGCCAGAGGAAGCACCAGAGAGACCUGCUGGCGGCGCUGCAGAAGGUGGUGGUGCCCAUCUACUGCACCAGCUUCCUGGCCGUGGAGGAAGACAAGCAGCAGAAGAUCACCAGGCUCCUGCAGCUUUGGGAGAAGAACGGCUACUUUGACGAGGUCACCAUCCAGCAGCUGAAGAGCCCCGCCCUGGGGCUGGGCCAGUACCAGGCCUCCCUGAUCACGGAGUACGCGGCGGUGGUCCAGCCCGUGCAGAUGGCCUUCCAGCAGCAGAUCCAGACCCUGAAGACCCAGCACGAGGAGUUUGUCUCCAACCUGAAGCAGCAGAGCGGCGGCGGCCCUCAGCUGGCCCCGCAGGAUUCGGACGCCAAGACCCCCGCCCCCAUGGCCCCGCAGCCUGGUGAAGGGAAGCCGCCCAUGUCGGGCCCCCCUCCGGGUGACUACGACGGGGCCCCCUCCAGACCCUCGGACCCCAACCCCAGCGGGCCCCCCGACCACCCCUCCUCCAAAUCGGGGUGGUUUGACAACCAGCACAUGUCUGGCUGGAACCUGAACCAGCCGCCCCCCUUCGACCCCUCGCAGGCCCCCCCCCCCUGCCCCCCCUGGAACAGCCACGAGGGCAUGUGGAACGAGCAGAGGGACCCCAGCUGGAGCGGCGGCCCGCCCAGGGAGGGGGGCCCGUGGAGCGGACCGGGCCAGUCCGACGCGCCGCCGGCCUGGAACAACCAGUACGACCAGCCGCCCUGGAACAACCAGGGGUCCGACCAGCCGCCCUGGGGCCAGCGGGAGCCGCCGUUCCCCCCUCGCAUGCAGAGGCCCCCCCACUUCCGGGGGCCCUUCCCCCCGCCGCACCAGCAGCCCCCGCCGUUCAACCAGCCGCCCCCGCCACCGCACAACUUCGGACGCUUCCCCCCCAGGUUCAUGCAGGACGACUUCCCCCCCCGGCACCACUUUGAGCGGCCGCCCUACCCCCCCCACCGCUUUGACUACCCCCAGGGCGAGUUCCAAGGAGGUGAGGCGAUUUUUGAGCCGCAGCGCGGGCGUCGAUCAUGUAACCCGUCAGCCGUGUCUUAUCUCUCCAACCCCCCUCUCCUCCACGCUGCCGAUGCAGACAUGGGCCCGCCCCCCCACCACCACCCCAGCCAGAGGCUGCCCCCUCCGGGCAUGGGGGGCGGCGGCGGUGGCGGCGGCGGAGGAGGAGGCGGGGGGGGCGGCGGGGGCACGGAGCACCCCCCGUGGGGGGGGAACCAGCACCAGGACUUCGGCCCGCCGCCGCACGGCUUCAACGGCCAGUCGCCCCACAUGAGGCGCCAGCCGCCGGCCCACGUGGCCCAGGACGACCCCAGCCUGGUGCCCAACGUGCCCUACUUCGACCUGCCCGCCGGCCUCAUGGCUCCCCUCGUCAAGUUGGAGGACCACGACUACAAAGCUCUGGACCCCAAGGACAUCCGCCUGCCCCCCCCCAUGCCCCCCAGCGACCGCCUGCUGGCGGCGGUGGAGGCCUUCUACAGCCCCCCCUCCCACGACAGGCCCCGGAACAGCGAGGGCUGGGAGCAGAACGGCCUGUACGAGUUCUUCAGAGCCAAGAUGAGAGCCAGGAGGAAAAAGGGACAGGAGAAACGCAACAGUACUCGUGGAGGCAGCAGGUCCAGGAGUCGCUCUCGGAGUCGGGGCAGGUCUUCCUCUCGCUCGUCCUCCAGGUCCUCCAAGUCCUCCCGCUCCUCCUCCAGGUCCCGCUCCUACUCCCGCUCCAGGAGCAGGUCCAGGUCUCGCUCGCGCUCCCGUUCCCGCUCGCGCUCCCCCGACAAGAGACGCCACGCCUCGUCCUCCUCCGCCGCUGUGGCCUCCACCGCCGCCGCUGCCGCCUCCUCCACUGCCUCCACCAAGACCCAGAGUGCUGCCUCCCCACCCAGCACCUCAGGCCUGGGCUCGGCCCCCCCCUCCAACCUGCCUCCUGAACUCCGCCUCGGGGAGGAAAACAGGGGACACCAGCUGCUGAUGAAGAUGGGUUGGAGCGGCUCGGGGGGUCUGGGGGCGAAGGAGCAGGGCAUCCAGGACCCCAUCAAGGGGGGCGACAUCCGCGACAAGUGGGACCAGUACAAGGGGGUGGGCGUGUCCCUGGACGACCCGUACGAGAACUACCGCAGGAACAAGAGCUACAACUUUGUGGCGCGUAUGAAGGCCCGGGAGGAAGGUAUGGCGGAGGGGCCGAUCAAUCGGGAAGCGCCGGAAGCCCCGCCCGCAGAGUGAUGAGGAGCGAGAAGGGAUCACCUCCCCCCCCCCCCUCUUCGCACAGUCGGAUUUGUAAACACAACAACUGUCCCGUUAGCAGCUCCCCUACAAUCCAGGAAGUCGUUCUCUUUAAGCCUACGGGGGGGGGGGAUUUUGAAUGUCGCCGUUUGUGUGUUUUUAGUGUCAUUUGGUUUUCUGGUCAUGGGACAGUAUGUGAAAGAGCUGGAUGUAUUGACCGAGUUGUGCUCUCCUUUGUAUAAUAAUAAAACGGAAAACUCACAAUUGUCACAUGUCAUUAUGGCAUAACUGAAGUUUCCUUUCACCUAACACAUUGUAGAGAAAUAAAUCACUUUUUCUUUUUA